This is a messenger RNA of Syngnathoides biaculeatus (alligator pipefish), 1674 nucleotides long. RefSeq names its product methyltransferase 8, methylcytidine (gene mettl8). The record is from RefSeq and is a predicted model, not a curated record. NCBI's taxonomy places the organism in Eukaryota, Metazoa, Chordata, Actinopteri, Syngnathiformes, Syngnathidae. Gene Ontology annotation, molecular function: tRNA (cytidine-N3)-methyltransferase activity.
CCGCAUUGUUGCAUUACGUCAAAACCAGUCGACACGUACAAGCGAAUGAAACAGUACGCAUGCGCGAAAGUCAAUGCUCCAGCUUACUGCUCCAACACAACCAAGCGGGUAUAAAUGCAUCAAUUUCGGAGCCUCUUUUCAAGCACACUACAGAAAGUCUUCAGCAGACUAUCUACAAGAUUGAAGAGCACAGAAGGGAGACCUUUGGCUCCGUUGGGUUCAAGAAUUCUCACCAAUCCUGAUGACAUCUUUAAACACAAUAUGUGGGAUCAUGUGCAGUGGACAGACGAGGACAAAGAAAAUGCAUUGUUAAAAGCAGUUGAGAACUCUAAGGUGCACGUUCCUUUAAGCGAGCAAGGAAAAUUUGAUACAGAAGCUUGCCACUACUGGGAUCAAUUUUAUGAACAACACAAGGAUAAAUUCUUCAAAGAUCGCAAGUGGCUCUUUUUGGAAUUCCCAGAACUGCUUCCGUUAGAUUCAAGAAACCAAGCUGGUAAUUUUGAGAGCGGCUUCAACGGGGAGGUGGAUAGCAGACGUCAGCAACAGAUCAGCUUCACAAACUUAGAUUGUACGUCAACACAUCAACACCUCUGUCAAGAUGCAGACCUGGAAACUAAAGAAGCAUCCAUGCACGUUUCUUACCCUGGACAACAUGCCUCUUUCAGGAUAUUGGAGGUUGGGUGUGGAGUUGGGAACAGUGUAUUUCCUAUUAUUAAUAAUAUCAAGCAAAGUGAUGCAUUUUUAUACUGCUGUGACUUCUCCACAUGUGCUAUUCAACUGUUGAAGAGCCAUCCCGACCAUGACCACUCUUUGUGCCAUGCGUUUGUCCAUGAUAUUUGUCAGGAAGAGUGCUCUCUUCCCUUUCCUCCACAGAGUCUGGAUGUUAUCCUUGCAGUUUUUGUGCUCUCCUCCAUUCAUCCAGACAGGGUCCAAGGAGUUGUCAAUACCCUAGCCUCCUACCUGAAAUUUGGAGGGACUUUCCUCUUUCGUGAUUAUGGGAGAUAUGAUUUUUCACAACUCAGGUUUAAGAAAGGUCGGUGCUUGUCAGACAAUUUCUACGUGCGAGGAGAUGGAACCUGUGUUUAUUUUUUUACAAAAGAUGAUGUUCAUAAUUUAUUUUCCAAUGCUGGAUUGGAGGAAGUUCAGAAUCUAGAAGAUCGACGACUUCAAGUUAACAGAGGGAAAAAAGUGUCAAUGCACCGGGUAUGGAUGCAGAGCAAGUACAGGAAUCACAUCCAUUUCCACCCUGUUAACACCCCACCCAAUGACGUAGAAUAAAAACUAGAAUGCGCACUCAGCAUACAUUCUGUAUGCCGACAUGGCCAAUAGGCUGUGACUUUGUAAACAUACUCACAUUGUUAUGGAAAACGAUGCAAUACAGCUAAAUACUUGGGAUGUUUUGGAUCCCUAGAGAAUAUAAUGUAAACAUUUGCAGCAUGCCCAGGAAGGUUUAGAAGAUACAUUGACACAUAGAUAUUUAAUAGGAAGUAGAGGUCUUAAUAAUAUUCCCCAUGCCAAAGAUGUCGACUGCCUCGCCCACCACUCAUCUUAGUGAAGCAGGCAUUUCAAUUGAUAUAUUCCACAAAUGACAUGGAAUUUUUUUUGACACUUUUUGUACAAGAGAAUGAACAAUCUCGGAAAUAUUAUCAAUAAAUUCCACAGUAUCGCUCUCAG